Gongylonema pulchrum is the source of this 468-nucleotide messenger RNA. The record is from the annotation of a GenBank genome assembly. NCBI's taxonomy places the organism in Eukaryota, Metazoa, Nematoda, Chromadorea, Rhabditida, Gongylonematidae.
AUGUACAAGAGGCUUCUAACUAGCGGAAUUUCGAGUGAUCUUAUUACAGCACGAAACACUGCAAAAACGCAUGAUCGCAUGGGCCCGCCGGUGCGCAUCGCCAAUGAUUCAGCUUUUUAUUCUAAUUUUCCUUGCGAGAUUUGCAUUGUGAAUUUGAAUUAUGCGUUGGAACGAGCUUACAUAAUUCGCCGACCAACACCGGAUAGUUAUGUGAUAUACCUCCUCGAUAAGGGACUGCAGGGUGAAGCGAAAUUUGAUGAUAUCUAUGAGAUUCCACCAGAAAUGCAGAACAUUGGUUUAUUUUGCUGCAUUUGUCCGAUUGAGGUACCAACCGCUUAUCAGCGGGACCACUUUGUACGAUCGGCGGUAGUUGGUGGAUAUGCACGUGGUCGAUUGUUGGUUGAAAAAAAUGGCAACCAUGAAGAAUUACAACAUAUUGUUAAUGAUACGCAAAUCGUCCUAGAUUAA